AUGUUUGUUUUCAGUUUAACCAAAUCCUUCAAACGUUUGCCUACUGGUAGUAGUUGUAUCUCAAAUACGCUGGGUAAUGGCUGUGUUGCUCGUUAUACAAUGCAAGUUAAUCGUGAAAAGAUCUUUUUCAAUCGGAAACGAGAACUUGUUAAAUUUAAAGAAGCAUUUAGUUCCGAUCCACAACUUCAUGUUGUUCUAGGUCCUCCUAGUAGUGGGAAAACCGCAUUGGUCCGCGAAGUAACGAGUAAAGGUAAUUUCAACCCUCUUUUUAUCGACUGCCGUAAAGGACAAUUUAACACACCAAAGACAAUUUAUGAUUCAAUUUCUUCGCAAUUCCAACCAUUUUUCAAAACACAUACGAAAUACUUGACAAAAAUGCUUCAACAAGGGGAAAUCAGUGCUGUGAUGGAUGAUUUACAGUUAAAAUUUAAACCAUUUAAUGAGAAUGAGAAAGAUAUUACUUCUGAUGAUGUCAUAAAGUUGCUUGAUAAUAUUGCAAGUGCCCUUCCGAAAUGGACCUGUUGGGAUGGUUAUAACAUACCUCCACCCAUUUUGAUCAUUGAUGAAGCAAACAAGUUUAGCCAUCUUGGGGGUUCAAAAGAUGGAGAAGUUCUUCUCGAAUCAAUUCUGGACUGGCUUGUGGUGAAUACAAAACAGGAAAACCGCUUCCACGCUGUACUUACCUCUUCCGAUUCAUUCUUUCUUAACUGGAUUGUAAAUUUUUUGCAUGUCCCACAUGUUGCCCCAUAUGUUGUUGGAGAUUUGAGUAGGAAAGAAGCUGAAGAGUAUUUUGAAAUGCAUAUUCUUCCUCGACAUGAAUGUGAAGAACUCAGAGGUAAAUUUGACCGGGUCUGCAAAAUAACAGGUACACGAAUGCUCAUUAUUGAUAAGUUUGUCAAUGAAUACAAAAUUUACAGAGGAAAGCUUGAAGAUAGUGAAUUUUCGAUUUUUAGACUAGAAGAUGAUAAGUUGAAGCGUGGUCUUUAUCCUAAAAGCUUGAAAUUUUCAAAUAAGCCUUCUCCACCAGCCUGGAAUGAUCGUCAUUUAAUCAAAACUAUGGAAGCAAUAGUGAAAGCAGAGGAUCAAGGAUUCAUUUUAGAAGAAGAUUUGAUUAAAGCAAUCGGUGAUGAACAAGUCUAUUCACUUGUAGAUUAUAAUUAUCUACAUCGUAGACCAACCAAUCAAUAUGCCAAUGACAUUAUUGACCCACCAGAUGAAGUAAACUCAGAAGCUUUAGGUAUUUUUCCGAACCAGGCCAAAUAUCGCAAAUUACUGGUACAAAAUCGUAUAGAGGCAUAUGAAAUUUCUCAAGAAUUCGAGACUCCUAUUGUUCCAUUAAAUAUCUGGAAUGCAAUUGAAUGUUGUGCAAAAUCUUGGAAAGGUGUAAGUUCUGAAACAAUUCAAAAUUGUUGGAAAAAACCCCAAAUAAUCCCACCAUCAUCACAAGAUAGUCAUAUUGUAGAAACUGUUCAAGAUAAUUUUGAAGAAGAAUCAUCACAACUGGAACAUCUAAUUGACAAAUUACCAUUUGACGAUCCUAUUAUGGCAAUUGAUUAUAUUACGAUUGACAAUGAAGUGGUUGAAGAAGAAACAGUAAUGGAAGAUGAAGAAAUCAUAGCUACAGUCACAUUGACAUCUAACAAUGGUAAUCAAGAGGAAGAAAUAGAAACUCCUUAA
Molecule: messenger RNA, 1677 nt
Organism: Entrophospora sp. SA101
Lineage: Eukaryota; Fungi; Glomeromycota; Glomeromycetes; Entrophosporales; Entrophosporaceae
Source: the annotation of a GenBank genome assembly